Molecule: messenger RNA, 898 nt
Organism: Filobasidium floriforme
Lineage: Eukaryota; Fungi; Basidiomycota; Tremellomycetes; Filobasidiales; Filobasidiaceae
Product: mitochondrial 18 KDa protein-domain-containing protein
Exons: 8
Coding region: 161-835 (224 amino acids)
Biological process (GO): mitochondrial fission
Cellular component (GO): mitochondrion
Source: RefSeq, a predicted model, not a curated record
UGUCUGUUUCUUUUCGUCAACUAUUGCACCACCACCUGUAUACCUGUACACUUGCACACUUGGUACAUCUGCCAUCUAUACUGAUCUGACCAACCUCCGACCAAUUGACAUUAGCUAUAUAAGCCACAUCCAAAUACCCUAAUUCAAGUUUCAGUCAGAGAUGUCGAACAACCAGAUCGUAGACCAGGCCAUCGAGCUGGAGCACAAGGGAGAGGAGAAGUUGGACAAGCUUGCUGCUCAGGAUGCUGACAGUACCGACAGCAAUGUUCGAUACAUGGCUUAUACUAACCGAUUGAGGACCGCCCUGAGUGCGGCUUCGAGGUACACUGCCUACACUUCGGAUGUCGGUGAGGCUUUCCGACCAGUCGUGAACCCCUUGUUCGUGAAGGCUGCCUACGGUGUCUCCUGGUUGUACCUCCUGGGAGACGUCUCGUAUGAAACCUACAAGGCCAAGCACAACGGUCCGACUGCUUUGGAUCUCGCUACGGGACUCGGCGAGAAUAGUAGAUUAGGGAUGGUCGCUGCCAAGCGUGGUAUUUUCCAAGCGGUAGCAUCGAUGGCUCUGCCUGCGUUCACCAUUCACCAGACCGUCGCUAUCGCCUCCAAGCGCGUCUUUAAGAACACUCUUAACCCUCGAGUCAAAGCAUGGGGGCCUACUCUCUCCGGUCUAGCUGUCGUCCCCUUCUUGCCCUACCUCUUCGACAAGCCCGUCGAACACGCCGUCGACUAUGUAUUCGAGAAGAUCGAGCACAGACUGGUGGAGAACCACGCCGCCGUCGUAAAGGCCAGUAAGAAGGUCGACGAUGUUGUCCAAGCUGUCAAGGACGAGCUAUAGCGCAGAGACCAUUGCGGAACCACGGAAUGUGUAGAACGUAGAUGUGAGGUAGAUGCGAAAUCU